GUGUGCGCAGGCGCGGCUGGCUGAGCCGCGGCGGGGGGUGAGGCUGCUGAGUACUGGGGCGUCUGAAGAGGCAGAGCACCUCAGUGCAUGCUCCCGAUCCCGAGAGCGACGGAGAGAGCGAGUCCAGAUGGGGAGGCCCGGGAGGAAACCAGGAGGCCGAGCCGGGCCUGGGAAUUUGGGGGGACUCCUCCCUUUUCCAAAAGAGGAGCCCAGACGACGAGGUUCAUCUCUCACAAGUCUCAAAGCCAUGUCUAAGGGGUCCCUGUCACUCAAGGAUGUGACUGUGGACUUCACCCAGGACGAGUGGCAGCAGCUGGAUUCUGCUCAGAAGGCGCUCUACAGGGAUGUGAUGUUGGAAAACUAUGGCCACCUCAUCUCCGUGGGAUUUCACAUAACAAAGCCUGAUAUGAUCCGCAAAUUGGAACAAGGAGAAGAGCUAUGGACAGAGAGAAUUUUCCCAAGUCAAAGCUAUCUAGAAGAUGAAGAUGUUUUGGUGAAGUUCAAAGACUACCAAGACAAACAUUCUAAAUCCAUUGUAAUCAUCAACCACAAGAAACUAAUUAAGGAGAGAAGCAGUAUUUAUGGGAAAACUCUUAUACCAGGCAAGAACCAUAUGAUUUCCAAAACACUAUUUGAAUAUAAAUCUGAUGGGAAAGUUUUGAAAAACAUUUCAGAAUUCAUUAAUAGAGAUAUAAACCCUGUAAGAGAGAAGGUCGGUGAUAAUGGAUGGGAGAAACCAAUCCCGAGUUCCAAGCAUGAGAAAACUCUUCCUGAAACCACCCUCCGUAAACAAAUGGAAAGGGGUUUAAAGCUGGCCCAACACCAGAAGUUGCCGAUUCCAGAGCAGCCUUUUGAAUGUAAUGAAUAUGGCAGCUCCUUCCUUAUGAGAGGAGUGAUAUUUCCAAAUAAUAGAGCUCACAGUGGAGAUGGAAACUGCAGCCACAAUAAAGACAAAAUUGCUUUUUUAGAAAAGUCAGACCUUGGUAUUCAUCCACAUAAUCUCAUGGAAAAGAAAUCCUCUACAUACAACAAAUAUGGGAAAUUCCUUUGCAGAAAGUCAGUUUUUAUUGUGCAGCCCAGAUCUCAAAUGGAGGAGAAGCCCUUCCAGUGUCCUUACUGUGGAAACAGCUUUCGCAGGAAGUCCUACCUUAUCGAGCAUCAACGGAUCCACACAGGCGAGAAGCCCUAUGUUUGCAGCCAGUGUGCAAAAGCCUUCCGUCAGAAGACGGCCCUGACGCUCCAUGAAAAAACACACAUAGAGGGGAAACCCUAUCUUUGUAUGGACUGUGGGAAGGCCUUCCGCCAGAAGGCGACUCUCACUAGACACCACAAAACACACACGGGGGAGAAAGCCUAUGAAUGCACUCAGUGUGGAAGUGCCUUUAGGAAGAAGUCCUACCUCGUGGACCAUCAGAGAACGCACACAGGGGAGAAACCGUAUCAGUGCACUGAGUGUGGGAAGGCAUUUAUCCAGAAGACAACCCUCACUGUCCACCAGAGGACUCACACGGGAGAAAAGCCCUACAUUUGUACGGACUGUGGGAAGUCCUUCUGCCAGAAAACAACCCUUACCCUCCACCAGAGAAUUCACACAGGCGAGAAACCCUACGUCUGUAAUGACUGUGGGAAGUCCUUCCGCCAGAAGGCAAUCCUCACUGUUCACUACAGAAUACAUACAGGAGAAAAGUCCAACGGCUGUCCCCAGUGUGGGAAAGCCUUUAGUAGGAAAUCAAACCUCAUUCGCCAUCAGAAAACUCACACAGGAGAAAAACCCUAUGAAUGUAAAGAGUGUGGAAAAUUCUUCAGUUGUAAGUCAAACCUCAUUGCCCACCAGAAAACUCACAGAGCAGAAAACGUGAGAAUUCAGUGAGUGUUGUGAUUUUACUUUUUAAUUUAUUUGUUUUUUAGGUUUUUGAGACAGAGUCU
Messenger RNA from Onychomys torridus (southern grasshopper mouse), 1926 nucleotides. It is a transcript of the gene Znf382, whose product is annotated as zinc finger protein 382. Gene Ontology annotation, molecular function: DNA-binding transcription factor activity; RNA polymerase II cis-regulatory region sequence-specific DNA binding. The record is from RefSeq and is a predicted model, not a curated record. Gene Ontology annotation, biological process: regulation of transcription by RNA polymerase II. NCBI's taxonomy places the organism in Eukaryota, Metazoa, Chordata, Mammalia, Rodentia, Cricetidae.